AAAACAGUGAUAAGACUAAUAACACUGAAUCUGAGAUAUCGCAAAACUUGUACCGAUAAAUUUAAAUCGUUUUUUUGUCUUCUGAACUUAUUCUUAAUAAUUUGUCGUUCAAAAUAAUUCAUCGUCAGAGUUAAGUGUUAGAGAAAUGAACAAAGUGCAAAAAUUAAAUACCGGGUUGAACAUCCCAAUAUUAGGAUUCGGAACCUAUAAAAUUAGUAAUCGUGAGAAAAUAUUUGAGGUUGUUGACAUUGCCUUAGACGUUGGAUACAGACACUUUGAUAGUGCUGUUUGUUAUCGAAACGAGAGUCACAUAGGCGAGGCCCUGAAGGAACUGCUGCCGAAAUAUAACUUACGAAGAGAAGACAUAUUUAUAACGUCGAAGAUCAUUCCAGCAUUAAAUCAACGCGAAGCUGAAGUAACAUCCAUUGUAAAGAGGUCACUUCAAAACUUGCAAAUCGACUACGUAGAUCUGUACCUGAUACAUUGGCCUGGUGUUUCUGGUAUCAACGUGACUAGCUCCGAAAAUAAGUCUUAUCGCAAAAUGACGUGGAAUGCGUUGACCAAAUUACACAAAUCUGGACACUGUCGAUCGAUUGGAGUGAGCAACUAUAAUGUUUCACAUUUGGAAGAGCUACUAGCUGAUUGUGAUGGUGUUCCACCCUCGGUGAAUCAAUGCGAAUGGCAUCCCAGGUACCAUCAGCCGGAAUUAGCGCAUUUUUGCCGGCAACAUAACAUAUUUCUUCAAGCAUACUCAUCAUUGGGCACAUCGGAUAAUUUACGAUUGCUUAAUGACUCAACAGUCUUUGGGAUAGCCGAAAAAGUCGGCCGCACAUCAGCACAGGUUUUGUUGCGUUGGGCGUACCAGCAAGAUAUUGGUAUAUUGCCGAAAGCCAGCUCUAGGACACAUAUUGAAGAGAAUUUUGAUUUAAAUUUCGAACUAUCGGCGGAAGACAUAGAUUUGUUAAAUAAUUUGAAUGUCACUGAAAAAUACGCUUGGGAUCCGACGGUUGUAGUCUGAUUGGAUUAUUGCAUUACCAAUCAGGCAAAAACCCUUAAAAGAGUAAAAAGGGACGCAAGUCCCUUCCCAAAAUUUACAAAAAAUGUGUCACAAAGUGUCCGAUGAUUCGGCCUUCUUCAUUUUAAAUGUCUUUCUUUCACGACAUUAUUCUGCAUUUCAAAAAUUUUAUUUACCGUACUUUUUUCAGCAUCUGCGAUCUGGGAUUUGCUUCACUUUUUACUAUUUAAAGGGU
Messenger RNA from Bradysia coprophila, 1250 nucleotides. Its product is annotated as glyoxal reductase-like. The record is from RefSeq and is a predicted model, not a curated record. Lineage: Eukaryota; Metazoa; Arthropoda; Insecta; Diptera; Sciaridae.